GGCUUGUCUCCUCUGACCUUGGACCCUAACACAGCACAUCCGAAUCUCGUUAUCUCUAAGGACCUGACUAGUGUAAAGUACAGUGACAUUAGACAAAAGUUCCAUGACAACCCUGACAGAUUUGAUUUCUGUUUUUGUGUGGGGUCAGAGGGCUUCACAUCAGGAAGACACUAUUGGGAGUUGGAGGUGGAGCUGUGCAGCUUGAUUACGUGGACAGUAGGUGUCACCAAGAAGUCUAGCCAGAGGAAGUUGCCAUGUAAAACGACUCCAGAGGAUGGUUACUGGGUGUUAACCCUGAGUAAUCUCAAUGCUUUCUUCAUUUUGGAUUUAACUGAGAAGCUUCUCAUGCAUGAUGUGAAACCUCAGAAGAUUGGAGUGUACCUGGACUACAAGGAGGGACAGGUGUCAUUUUAUAAUGCUGAUAAUAUGUCACACCUCUACACUUUCACUGAUACCUUCACUGAGAGACUGUACCCUUUCUUCCAGCUUCACCUUAAUUUUAGUAAAUUUGUUACAGCACCCCUAAGGCUUUUUUGCCUGAAACUGUAAGGUGGACUGCCACACAUCAAGGGCUGUCAGAAUGGAAACUGCUGAUGUAUUUAAAUGUGUAUAUGUUCUCAGACACUUCAUAUAAAGUAAUAAAUGCAUAUUUUUACCGAAGGGAUAGAAUGAUGUGUACGUAAUAAAAAUAUCCCCAGCGAUAUGCUGUAUCUGUAGAUAAUUAAACAGUGACAUGAAAUGACUUCACAUCAUUUAUCCUUACUAAAUAAAUGUUAUUUUUACAUUG
Protopterus annectens (West African lungfish) is the source of this 787-nucleotide messenger RNA. Its product is annotated as zinc-binding protein A33-like. Gene Ontology annotation, molecular function: protein binding. The record is from RefSeq and is a predicted model, not a curated record. Lineage: Eukaryota; Metazoa; Chordata; Ceratodontiformes; Protopteridae.